This is a messenger RNA of Spea bombifrons (plains spadefoot toad), 1387 nucleotides long. RefSeq names its product cell division cycle associated 7 like (gene CDCA7L). The coding region runs from base 92 to 1303 and encodes 403 amino acids. Gene Ontology annotation, biological process: regulation of DNA-templated transcription. The record is from RefSeq and is a predicted model, not a curated record. Lineage: Eukaryota; Metazoa; Chordata; Amphibia; Anura; Pelobatidae. Gene Ontology annotation, cellular component: nucleus. The transcript has 9 exons.
AGAGGCGUUCCCGUGCCCGGAGUUUUGGAGGGCUGGCUGUGAGCUGCUCAUCGGUCCGACACGCCGAGGUGUAUUGAAGUCUGCACCGAACAUGGACUCAGCCGCCGAAGUUAAGGGGCCGCGUUUUCACUCCCGGUACCUCACAGCUGAACUACAACGCGUGUUUGCUGAAGACACCGAAUCUGACAGCGAUGUGUUUGAGGGGUUCACACAAAGCGAAGUAGAUAUGCAGAACAAAAUGGUGUUGACUGAAAGUGAUGAAGAUAGUGACGUCGUCGUGCUGUCAGACAGCGAAGAAGCACCCUCUCCCCCUAAAAGGCGAAGCUUUGGCCUUCGUGUCGCUCUACAGUUUCCCAACAAGAAAUGUGUAAACAAAACCAAAAAGAAGUCCAACACACCUCUUGUAAAACCUGGAAGACAGGAGGAGGAGGAGGAAAAAGCACCUGCCCUAGGGAAGAAUUUGCAGCGAGGCACCAAAAGGAAAGUAACCCCUACAUCUCAUUCAGAGACAGCGAAUGGCAAGACCAACAAGGAAAGCUCUAGUGCACUUCUGAAAAGAGCAAUGAACAUUAAGGAAAACAAGGCCGUGCUUGCCCAGCUCCUUGCAGAACUGAAUUCGAUGCCUGAACUGUUCCCUAUGAAAACAACACCUGCAACGCCCUCUAAAGCAAAAAAGACUCCUCGCAGGACGUUCUCCGAGGGUCAGAUGGAACGGCGUACCAACCCGACCAGAAACGCACGUCCUCCGGAGAACUUUGCUUUGGAAAACUUUACUUUAUCUGCUGUGAAAUUUGCUGAACACCUUCAGAACUGCAGAAAGGGAACUUUCUUGAAACGUACACUGAGUGAGGAGGAAAGGGAAGAGUAUCGGAGGAAGAGAAGAUCGUCAAAAUAUACCACAGUUCGCUCUGUAGAAGAUAUUACAGAAGAGGAGUUGGACAACGUUGCUAUUACAGUCAAAGAUAAGAUUUAUGACAAAAUUAUGGGAAGUACUUGCCAUCAGUGUCGACAAAAAACCAUUGACACUAAAACGGUUUGUCGAAAUCUAGGCUGUGGCGGAGUCAGGGGUCAGUUUUGUGGGCCCUGUUUACGGAACCGCUACGGUGAAGAUGUGAGGACAGCUCUUCUAGACCCUGAUUGGAUAUGCCCGCCUUGCCGACUGAUUUGUAACUGCAGCUACUGCCGCAAACGAGAUGGUCGUUGUGCUACAGGAAUGCUCAUUCAUUUGGCUAAAUUUUAUGGUCAUGACAAUGUCAAGGAAUAUCUUGAAAGCUUACAGAAGAAUAUCAUGGAAGAUGAUUAAGUAUGAACAGUUGGAGGAAUAUAAUACGUUUCAGGAGCUAAGGGAUAAAGCCACGCAUCCAAAUACAGCUUGUGUUUAGGUCUG